This is a messenger RNA of Brienomyrus brachyistius, 2374 nucleotides long. RefSeq names its product galanin receptor type 1-like. Gene Ontology annotation, molecular function: galanin receptor activity. Gene Ontology annotation, cellular component: membrane. The transcript has 3 exons. Lineage: Eukaryota; Metazoa; Chordata; Actinopteri; Osteoglossiformes; Mormyridae. The record is from RefSeq and is a predicted model, not a curated record. Gene Ontology annotation, biological process: negative regulation of adenylate cyclase activity; positive regulation of cytosolic calcium ion concentration; G protein-coupled receptor signaling pathway. The coding region runs from base 1 to 1059 and encodes 352 amino acids.
AUGGAUCCGUCAGCUGUAAAUAACCAGAGUGACGGACUGUUAUGUGGCAACCUGACGAACGCCGGGGAAUCGACCCAAAAACUUCUGCUUGGGAUUGGCAUCGAUAACUUGAUAACGCUGCUGAUAUUUGGGCUCAUUUUCACUCUUGGGGUGCUGGGGAAUUCUUUGGUGAUCACGGUGCUGGCUCGAAGUAAGCCCGGCAAGCCUCGCAGCACGACCAACAUCUUCAUUCUCAACUUGAGCAUUGCCGAUCUGUCUUACCUGGUUUUCUGCAUACCCUUCCAAUCCACCGUAUACAUGCUGCCGACGUGGGUCUUCGGAGCCAUCAUCUGCAAAUUCAUCCACUACUUUUUCACAGUGUCCAUGCUGGUCAGCAUUUUCACCUUGUCGGCGAUGUCCGUGGACCGCUACAUUGCCAUCGUGCACUCUCGGAAGUCCACCUCUUUACGGGUGGCCAGGCAUGCCCUCACCGGGGUAAUCGCCAUAUGGAUUAUCUCCCUUGCCAUGGCAGCUCCGGUCGCUUACUACCAGAGCAUUGUCCGAAGGGGAGAAGACAGCACGUUUUGUUGGGAAGUGUGGCCAGACCACAACCGAAAGAAGCUCUAUGCGGUCUGUACGUUUGUCUUUGGUUAUAUGUUACCCCUACUUCUCAUCUCCUUCUGCUACGCAAAGGUAAUAAGUCACUUACACAAAAAACUGAGAGGCUUUUCAAAGAAGUCAGAAGCUUCUAAAAGAAAGACUGCUCAGACCGUCCUGGUGGUGGUGGUGGUCUUCUGCCUGUCCUGGCUGCCCCACCAUGUCGUGCACCUCUGGGUGGAGUUCGGCUCCUUCCCGCUAAACCAGGCCUCCUUCGUGCUGCGGGUGGCGGCGCACUGCCUCGCCUACAGCAACUCCUCGGUGAACCCCAUCAUCUACGCCUUCCUGUCGGAGAACUUCAGGAAGGCCUAUGCGCAGGUCUUCAGGUGCGAGCUGGGCAGGAGCGGUUGCUCCAGGGGCAACACUAAGGAAGCGAGGAGCAAGAUGGAGGCGCCCCUGUCCACCAACUGCACCAGCGUCUGACGGAUUCAGGCCUGGAAAAUGGCUGUGUAAACAUCAUGCAUUAUUACUAUACUUCAUUAUGUGCCUGUGAUCAGAAGGUUGCUGGUUCAAAUCUCAGGGUCAGAGGAGUGAUUUCACUGCUGUGCCCCUGAUCGAAACCCUUUACCCCCAAUUGCUUCACGAACUGUCCGGCCUUCCUUUCGCAAUUCUAUGUCACUUUGGUUGCAAGCACUUGCUAAAUACUAAAUGCAUUAAAUGUAAAUAUACAUGACGUAUUAUAGCUUGAAAUUGAACAUAAAUUUAUGGUUUGGUAAACACAAUAGUAUUCUCAAGUCUUUUUCACUCAGAAAGAUCCUGGGCAAAGGGAACAAACUGUUUAACUGAAGCUGCAAGCUUCACAGGAAUAGAGCCGCAUGAAAAUGCAGAAAUGUGGCACUUUCUGCUGUUCAUCACAACGAGCGGUGUGGUGAGAAAAUGAAAACCUGAACGCUGGGACACUCAGAGUCCGUCACUGUACACCUGAAGCUACUGCAGUCGUGUGCUUAGACUUCACUGCUUGUUUGUUAUUUCUUUUUCAGAUCUGAUCUGCUUCUGUGGAUCUUGAUUUGAUUUAUGGCAAAGAUAAGUUUUGAGAAGGGCUUGGAUUUACUGCAGCAAUUUCGUCGUAUUGUCGCAUUUCUUGUCUGUUUGUGUUUACGAGAUGUGAUAUUCAGAAAUUUUGGAUGGACAAAAAUAAGACACCUUGUCGUACGAGAAGUUUCACAUUUAUUUUGUCUGUGGGCAGGGGGGUUCCCCACAUGCGAUGGAAAGAAGCCCCCGCUCACAAAUCAGCAUCCAUUUUUAUUAGCGAUGGUCAAAUGAAGCUUCAUGAACCAUUUGCUGUAUUUUUCUAUCCCCCUAGAUGGCGCUCUCUGUUAAUGCCCCAAAAUAAAUUAAGAGCACCAUCUAGUGGGGUCCAAAAAUACAGCAAGUGGUUCAUGAAGCUUCAUUUGCCCAUCUCUGAUUUAUUUACUUUUUCUAUGAGUGACAUCCUUGCACUAGAUGACCAGAUGUUUCUUGUUAGCUUGUCUUUCAUCCUGCUACCCUUCAGUGUCCCUGGUACAGGGCCCUGCUGUCCUGUCCUAUACCUCCCACAGUUGCUGCAAGGAGCCACGUCUGUGCACAUUCUUCAUCUAUCUUUGUUCAAUACACUUUCCAUGUUCAAUAAAUGUGAGAAAAGAAGCAAACAUUUCAAGGGAAAAAACUGAUACCUCAUAUGAUAAUUUUAAAGAUUAUAUGUCCUUUUACAUAAGUAUUGAUUCUUAUAUUAUGAUUGCUUUUGUUACGCCUACAUUGC